CUUCUCUUGUUUCCCUCUUUGUUUCUCACCACUUGUCUUUCUUUCUCUCUCACUCAGUUCAAAUGCUUCUGCACCACCAUCUCCAUUUUCUCUCACUACACUCUUCUUCUUCUUCCUCAACUGCACCACAAUCACCAUUCCCCUUCCUCUCUAUAACCAGGAUUCGAAGACCUUCUUCUUCUUCUUCUCUCCGAUUCCGCACUCGUCGAUGCAGCAUCACCACCAGCAGCAGCGUCACGAACGAACCGGAGCAGCAGAAGCUUCCGGUUACUAGGGCUUACCCAUUCAAUGAAAUUGAGCCCAAGUGGCAGCGCUUUUGGGACCAACACCGCACUUUUCGAACCCCUGACGACGAUGAACUCGACAUGUCAAAACCCAAAUUCUACGUUCUCGACAUGUUUCCUUACCCUAGUGGAGCUGGGUUGCAUGUUGGUCAUCCACUUGGGUACACUGCCACUGACAUUCUCGCCAGAUAUAAACGUAUGCAGGGGUAUAACGUGUUGCAUCCAAUGGGGUGGGAUGCUUUCGGAUUGCCAGCAGAACAAUAUGCUAUUGAGACGGGAACUCACCCAAAGCUCACUACUGUGAGGAAUAUCAAUCGUUUUCGAUCUCAGUUAAAAUCAUUAGGAUUCUCAUAUGACUGGGAUCGUGAAAUCUCUACCAUAGAACCUGAUUAUUACAAAUGGACUCAGUGGAUCUUUCUACAACUUUUCAAGAGAGGAUUGGCAUAUCAGGCUGAAGUUCCAGUUAAUUGGUGCCCUGCACUUGGCACCGUGUUGGCCAAUGAGGAGGUGAUUGAUGGUGUCAGUGAACGGGGUGGUCAUCCUGUAGUAAGAAAGCCAAUGAGGCAAUGGAUGCUCAAGAUUACUGCAUAUGCUGACCGUCUUCUCGAGGAUUUAGACGACCUCGACUGGCCUGAAAGUGUAAAAGAAAUGCAGAGAAAUUGGAUAGGGAGGUCAGAAGGGGCUGAGAUGGAAUUUUGCAUUCUUGAUAAUGAUGGAAAAGAGAGAGACAUAAAUAUUAUUGUGUAUACUACAAGGCCUGAUACGAUCUUUGGAGCAACCUACUUAGUUGUGGCUCCAGAGCAUCCCUUGCUAUUAUCAUUGGUUUCAGUUGCCCAGAGCAAACAAGUAGAAGAUUAUGUAGACCUUGCCUCAAGAAAGAGUGACCUUGAAAGGACUGAGCUUCAGAAGGAAAAGACCGGGGUCUUUACUGGUUGUUAUGCAAAAAAUCCAGCGAAUGGGGAAGCCAUUCCAAUAUGGGUGGCAGAUUAUGUUUUGGGGAGUUACGGAACAGGAGCAAUCAUGGCUGUACCUGCUCAUGAUUCUCGUGAUUAUGAAUUUGCCUUGAAAUAUGAUGUUCCAGUUCGCUGGGUUGUGUUGCCAGACGGCAAAAGUGUGAACGAAUCUGGGAAGGCCUUUCCAGGUGAAGGCAUUAUUGUAAAUUCAUCAAAUAAGUUGGUGGGGCUUGACAUUAAUGGCUUGUCUAGCAAAGAAGCUGCUUUAAAGGUCAUUAAGUGGGCAGAGAAAAGUGGAAAUGGAAAGAGGAAGGUGAACUACAAGUUAAGGGACUGGCUUUUUGCUCGGCAACGCUACUGGGGGGAACCUAUCCCUGUCAUUUUCUUGGAUGACAGUGGUGAAACUAUCCCAUUGUCUGAGACUGAACUGCCUAUCAUUCUACCUGAAUUGGAUGAUUUUUCUCCCUCAGGAACAGGAGAGCCUCCUCUGUCUAAGGCAGUGUCUUGGGUGAAGACCACUGAUAGUUUAUCUGGAAGACCAGCUACUCGCGAAACAAAUACCAUGCCACAGUGGGCUGGUUCAUGCUGGUAUUAUUUGAGAUUUAUGGACCCAAAUAAUUCCAAAGAAUUGGUUGAUAAGACAAAAGAAAGGUAUUGGGGCCCUGUUGAUGUGUAUGUUGGUGGUGCUGAGCAUGCAGUUCUCCAUUUACUGUAUGCUAGGUUCUGGCACAAGGUCCUCUUUGAUAUUGGUGUUGUGUCCACCAAGGAGCCCUUCCAAUGUGUAAUCAAUCAGGGGAUUAUCCUUGGGGAGGUCCAAUAUAUGGCUUAUCGGGAUCAAGAUGGGAAUCUGAUAUCUGCUGAAUUGACUGAUAUGUUGAAUGAACACAGUCUAGAAAAAAUUCCUGAGGAAAAGGUCAUGAAAUCUGGGGACUAUUUUGUCCUAAAAGAAAAUCCUGACAUGCGUGUAGUUGCCCGCACCCACAAAAUGAGUAAAAGUAGGGGAAAUGUUGUGAACCCCGAUGAUGUUAUUUCUGAGUAUGGGGCAGAUUCUCUUCGUUUAUAUGAAAUGUUCAUGGGACCAUUGAGAGACUCGAAAACAUGGAGUACUGGUGGCAUUGAAGGUGUAUAUCGGUUUUUAGGAAGAACAUGGAGGCUGAUUGUUGGUUCACCUUUGUCUGAUGGCACUUUUAAUGAUAGAACUGUAUCAGUUGAUGAGGAGCCUACUAUGGAACAGCUUCGUUGUCUUCAUAAAUGCAUCGCUAAGGUGACAGAGGAAAUCGAGGGCACAAGGUUUAACACUGGAAUUUCUGCUAUGAUGGAGUUCCUUAAUGCGGCAUAUAAGUGGGAUAAACAUCCAAAAUCAGUUGUUGAGGCAUUUGUUUUACUGCUUUCACCAUAUGCGCCGCACAUGGCUGAGGAGCUAUGGUCUCGGCUAGGGCACACAAAAUCAUUGGCCCACGAGCCUUUUCCUAAGGCAAAUCCUGCUUGCCUGAAAGAUUCCACAAUAGUACUCCCUGUUCAGAUUAAUGGCAAGACAAGAGGUACCAUCCAAGUUGAAGAAACGUGUACAGAGGAGGAUGCUUUUGUAUUAGCAUCUAGGGAUGAAAAGCUAUCCAAGUAUUUGGAGGGUCAAUCUGUUAGAAAAAGAAUUUAUGUUCGUGGCAAGAUCUUAAAUGUCGUUCUGGACCGUAAAAACAUAAAGGCUACUGUACAGUAACUACUUUCAUACUGUGUACAUUUCUACUGGAAGGAACACCCAACCUUCAAUUUUUCGCUUUGCCAGUCAACUUGGUAACGGCCCUGCAACGUCUCAAAAAUCAAAGCAUAUCUUAAGGAGGUAUCAUUGGCUGGAGAAUUGAACUUUUUGAUGGAAAGUGACAGAAAGUCGGGUAUUCGCCCGAUAUGACUGUUAAUAAUUUAUAUUGCUUCAAGAGGUGCAUAACAUAAUAGGAGAGCGGGAACGUCGGUUUCCAGUUUUUGCUUGGAUCAUUGAAAUGCCCUUCAUGUGUAACCAAUUUAUUUAAGCCUCUUCACAAAAACAGCAGGCAUCUUGGCACUUUUGAGGUAAGAUAGAUAAUUCUUAAUUUUAGUGACCAUUCAUAUU
Messenger RNA from Lotus japonicus, 3341 nucleotides. Its product is annotated as leucine--tRNA ligase, chloroplastic/mitochondrial. The transcript has 20 exons. NCBI's taxonomy places the organism in Eukaryota, Viridiplantae, Streptophyta, Magnoliopsida, Fabales, Fabaceae. Gene Ontology annotation, biological process: leucyl-tRNA aminoacylation. The record is from RefSeq and is a predicted model, not a curated record. Gene Ontology annotation, molecular function: leucine-tRNA ligase activity; aminoacyl-tRNA deacylase activity; ATP binding. Bases 63 to 2954 code for a protein of 963 amino acids. Gene Ontology annotation, cellular component: cytosol.